UGGACUCGGGCUGAGGAGAAAUACCGUGCUUUUUGAACGAUUUUAACGAAGUAAGGAGUUCGUUUUAACACGUUUCUGAGGCUGAACAGAUUUGAAUGGUUAACCUCGGCGGCUGUUAUCAUCUACUCUGCUGUAUCUGAGGCGACGCGGCAUUCCUGUGGACUUUCUGAGGCGACGACGCGCUUUACUUCGGAGAAGGAUGCUGGGGGAUCUCCGCUUGACUGCGCUCCAAUCUCUCCUGGCUGUGUGUCUGCUCUUCACCCUGGAACAUGGCAUGGUGAGCUGUGAUACUGUGGUGAACAUGCGUAAGGUGACUCACCAGCGGGUUCAGGAGCCUCUGUCAGGUACAGCCCUCCUGCCGUGUGUUUUCACCUUGCGCCCGAGUCCUUCGAACGAACCCCCUCGCAUCAAGUGGACCAAACUGUGGGGUCAACGCGGCCCGGAUGGCCUACAGAAGCAGCAGUCGAUUCUGGUGGCUAAAGACAAUAUAAUCAAGGUGAAGAAAGUCUUCCAGGGCCGCGUGACCUUGCCGGGAUACCCGGAGAACCGCUACAACGCCAGCCUGGUGCUGACAGGCCUGCGAUCCAGCGACUCUGGGAUGUACCGCUGUGAGGUCGUGGUCGGUAUUAACGACGAACAAGAUACAGUGCCCCUUCAGGUCACGGGAGUGGUCUUUCACUACCGUGCGCCUCACGACCGCUACGCGCUGUCUUUCACUGAUGCCAAAAGAGUUUGUCUGAAGAACUCUGCCAAUAUUGCCACACCAGCCCAGCUGCAGGCCACUUUUGGUGACGGCUACGACAACUGCGAUGCCGGCUGGCUGUCGGACCAGACUGUGAGGUAUCCCAUCCAGUCGCCUCGGCCCGGCUGCUUUGGCGACAGGGAGGACUCACCUGGCGUGAGGAACUACGGCAGCCGAGACCCCGAUGAGAUGUUCGAUGUGUACUGCUUUGCCAACGGCCUGCAAGGUGACGUGUUUCACACCAGCGUGCCGGAGAAGUUGAGCCUGGCAUCUGCUUCCACUCACUGCCACACUCUGGGAGCUCAGCUGGCCACAGUCGGGCAGCUCUUUCUGGCCUGGCAGGGUGGCUUCGACCGCUGCGACCCCGGCUGGCUGGCUGACGGCAGCGUGCGUUACCCUAUCAACCUGCCCCGGCGUAACUGCGGAGGAGAUGAACCAGGAGUACGGACCGUUUACCACAACCCCAACCGCACCGGGUUCCCAGACACUAGUGACCUCUUUGACGCCUACUGCUAUCAAGAGAAGAAUUUCGAAGAGCAGGCGGUGAUACUCCACAAAACCAUAGAAAACUCCAAUUUGAACUCUUCAAGCAAAGAAGAGGUGCCGCUCCAAAGAAACGGAGCCUUCCCUGAACCUUCAACUUGGACCGGUCUGGUCGAUCUCGAGAAAGAAGACUUCAAGUCCAUCAUAAACAACGAAUCUUCUGAAAUCUCAGAGGAGCAUGUUGUAAUCCAUCUUGGACCUGAAGAAAGGUCUGUAGAAUGGGAAGACGAUGCUGUGGAGAAGCAGGAGAACCUUCAAGGGGGUUCGGCGAAAGAGGAGACCAAUGAUUCAUAUGGUCCCGAUGAUUCAGAUGGUCCCGAUGUGUCUCCUGACCCGUCUUCAACCACGCCAUCUUCCUCUACGCAAGCUCAGACCAGCAACAGCGUCAUUUCCAACUUUGUGAACACAAUAAUGAAGCCAUUUAGGUACUGGACCGGGACUGGGGAACCUGCGAUACCGGCCACAGAGUCCAGCCUCUACAGAGGAACCUCAGAAAUGGUCCCACCUGCCAGGACGAAGCCAAGUAGAGAGAAAACAAGCAAAGUUGGUGCUGAUAACGCCAUUGUGGAACCUAAUAUCAAGGAAUAUUCAUAUAAUCCCUCCUCGUCAGAUCCAGAAGAAGAACUCUUGGAACAGGAGAAAGAAGUGGUCUUGGUGGCUGCACAGCAGGAGAUAAAGAGUCCAAGCAAUUCUAAUAUGGAUAAUCCAUAUUCACAGACCUUCACAGACAGCUUCACUGGACCAACCAAAGGAGCUAUUAGAUCAGGAACGGCGGAUCCGACUCUUUCUUCGGCAUUUAAAAGCUUCGGUUCCAUGAGGAGCAGCCAACAGAUUUUGCCGCUAAAGACCUUGAAAGUUGCCCCAAGCAAUAAUAGGCAUUUCAUAACUCAAACAAGCAGUCCCAUGGAAGCCAAAAGAGCCAGUUUGGAGAUCAUGACCAUUCCUGUUUCCAGGAACAACCCUGAGAACUUCUCCGGGGAAGGGAAAGACUUGAACGAGGAUGGUUACCCUAUUCCCAAAGGUCCUCUGUCACCGUUAUCUGCAGAGGAAGAAAAAGAUGGUGAGGGAAGUGGAGGGAAGGAGUUACCGUUCACCCUUGACCACCAAAUGAAUGGAUCCGAUGACCACAGAGUCCCGCUGGAGACCACUGUCAGAUGGCAGCUUAUGAGUCUCCAGACGACUCAACCUACUAGAGAACCCAAGCAUGAGAAACCAUUCGACACGGUUGAGGAAGCCAGGGGGGAAAUCAUGUACGUCCAUCGCCCCAUUGAAAAACACAAGAACAAUCCCUCUAAUAAAGUCAGUGUGCCUUUUGUCAAACGGAAGCAAGACCUAGGGUUGACUAUUGCACCGGAAACACACACUUCCAACACACCUACCACACCAAGCCCUGGAGAUCCCAACGAGGACAAGCUAGCAAUUCAACCACCAACCGUAGGAAUCACUCCUUCCCAACCUGGAGAAGAAACCACUACCGAAGACAUUUUGUGUACUCCAGAUCCAGCCGUUUCCAGCACGUGGUUACCUGUGGUUCAAGAGGAGGUAGAUACUCCACAACCACCGGUUCCUACCAUAAUAAUGAUGCAAGCUGGACCUACGGUUCUGCCGACUAGUCCAGGUCCAAAGGACACUUCCCAGCAGGCUGAGUCCAGGUCAGGAGGGUCGGAGUCAUUUGUGUUGGCUCAGGGCUGGAUAACAUCUGAAGCAGUUCCAACAGAGGAACCUUCAUCCCAGACCACAGGAAAGCCAGAGAAAGACACAACUGUGGCUGGGAGUGAAAACAGCCCCUCCAGAACUUCAGCAGAAGAUGAUCCCUGCCAGACCAACCCGUGCCUGCAUGGUGGGAGCUGUUUGACCGAGGGGGAGGGAUACAGUUGCCUGUGCCCUCAGGGCUAUUCGGGAGAGAGCUGCGAGAUCGAAAAUGAUCCGUUUGACGGGAUUUGGGAUGAAAAAGCUCUCGAGUGGGCGCUGAAGAGUUCAUUUCAUCACGAUGAUGACGAGGAGUCCUUGAACUCUGUCGCUCUCGUGGAGUUGUGUGCAAGAGGAGUCUCCGCAGAAGAUGAUCCCUGCCAGACCAACCCGUGCCUGCAUGGUGGGAGCUGUUUGACCGAGGGGGAGGGAUACAGUUGCCUGUGCCCUCAGGGCUAUUCGGGAGAGAGCUGCGAGAUCGAUAUUGAUGAUUGUCAGUCCAAUCCAUGUCAGAAUGGAGGCACCUGCAUUGAUGAAAUCAACUCUUUCGUAUGCCUGUGUCUGCCCAGCUAUGGUGGAGCAACCUGUGAGAAAGAUACUGAGGGUUGCGAGCACAACUGGAGGAAGUUUCACGGCCACUGCUACAGGUACUUCACCCGCAGACACACGUGGGAAGACGCGGAGAAGGACUGCAGAGAGCACAGCGGUCACCUGGCCAGCAUCCAUUCCACACAAGAACAGGACUUCAUUAAUGGACUGUGCCAUGAAAACACAUGGAUUGGUCUGAAUGACAGGAUGGUGGAAGAUGACUUUCAGUGGACUGAUAACAUGGAUCUGCAAUAUGAGAACUGGAGGGAGAACCAGCCGGAUAAUUUCUUUGCGGGCGGAGAGGACUGCGUGGUGAUGAUCGCCCAUGAGAACGGCAAAUGGAACGAUGUGCCCUGCAACUACAACCUGCCCUACAUCUGCAAGAAAGGCACAGUACUAUGUGGAGCUCCGCCCACCGUGGACAACGCUUUCCUGAUUGGUCGGAAGCGUUCGCAUUAUGACAUACACUCUGUGGUGCGUUACCAGUGCGGUGAUGGUUUCCUCCAGCGCCACAUUCCCACCAUCAAGUGUCGCGCCAACGGCAAAUGGGACCGGCCCAAGAUCAUCUGUACGAAGUCAAGGAGAUCUCACCGCUACAGACGCCACCACCACAAGUCCCACCACGAGCGCAGAAAGCAUAAGAGGCACGGUUCAGGAGGUCAUCGAGGUCAACAGGAGGGUCACGGCCAUUUCUAACCAAAUAAUCCCCUCCUUUCCGCCAGCCUUUCACCUAAACCUCCUUAUCUUUGAUAUCCGACGGCCUUUCACCUUUCCCCCUUCUCGUCUGGCUCAGUCUACCCCCAUUAUGAGCAGAGGGGCUCUGCUGAACCUCACAAGGACUAUAACAAUUUCACUUUUCCAUCUCUUUAUCUGUUAAUGUUACAUCUCAUUUUAGUGGAUCCAACAUGAGGAAAGUUCUUUCGUACCUUCAAUGUAGAAAACACUCUAGUUAACUGUUUAUGUAUUUUUACAUAAGCAUUAAUUGAGCAAUGUAAAUAUUGUAUUUAAUUUCAAAACGCGGGAUCAAAUCGAAACAGCCAGGAAAUGCUUGGGAUUGGUUAGCUUAUGCAGUAUUUCUUGACCGUUUUGACGUUGGUUUGCUCUUUGUAAGACAUUAACCUAAUUUAUACAGUAUUUCUGAGUAUUGGUGUGUUUUGAGUUGAGAGGAGUGGUGCUCAUCUGGAUUUUACAUGAAAAUUAAAUCACGCUCAUGUCAUUCCAAACCUGUAUGAUUUUAUUUCU
Molecule: messenger RNA, 4804 nt
Organism: Sinocyclocheilus grahami
Lineage: Eukaryota; Metazoa; Chordata; Actinopteri; Cypriniformes; Cyprinidae
Gene: ncanb
Product: neurocan b
Exons: 17
Coding region: 200-4258 (1352 amino acids)
Biological process (GO): central nervous system development; skeletal system development; glial cell differentiation
Cellular component (GO): synapse; perineuronal net
Molecular function (GO): hyaluronic acid binding; calcium ion binding
Source: RefSeq, a predicted model, not a curated record